Molecule: messenger RNA, 1190 nt
Organism: Dipodomys ordii (Ord's kangaroo rat)
Lineage: Eukaryota; Metazoa; Chordata; Mammalia; Rodentia; Heteromyidae
Gene: Fancf
Product: Fanconi anemia, complementation group F
Exons: 1
Coding region: 1-1086 (361 amino acids)
Biological process (GO): interstrand cross-link repair
Cellular component (GO): Fanconi anaemia nuclear complex
Source: RefSeq, a predicted model, not a curated record
AUGGAACAGCUUCUGCAGUACCUGGACCGCUUUUCUGAAGUCGUGGCGGUGUCUGGCACGACCCACGUCAGCACCUGGGACCCCACCACCGUUCGCCGGGCCUUACAGUGGGCUCGCUACCUGCGCCAUGUGCACGGACGCUUUAGCGGCCACGGUCGCAUCCGCACGGCCGUGGAGCGGCGCUUGCGGAGCCACUGGAGACCCCGCGGCGAGCGGGGCCCAUGCCCGGGGUGGCUGAGCUUCCGGGCCCUCGGGCACUGUGACGCCCUGCUGGCUCUCCGCCUGUUGCGGAACCGGGCUCUGGGGGAGGCUGCGUAUCACGCCCUGCUGCGGCAGCUCUUUCCCGGGCCCGGAGUCCGGGAUGCCGAGCAGGCCACCCUCCCCGACAGCCUGCUGGGUCUUGCCCGCCGCGGGUGCGCGAUCCACCUGCUGCGCGGCCACGGCAGCCGAGCGACCCCCGACAUCCGGCAGGACCCACUGGUAAAGACCCAGGCCGAGCUGCUGCUGGAGCGCGUGCAGCAGGCGGGAGAGGCCGGGGGCGCCGCCGGGCUUCUCGGCAGCCUGUGGGAGUGCGGGCCGCACACCCACUUCCUGCAGGUGCUGGCGGUGGCGCUGGUGCCCCCUCCCGCGUCCUCCGGGCCCCCGUCGCAGCUGGAAGGGGACGACGACCCCAGGACACCCACCGAGGCGAGUCAGGAGCUCAUCCGUUGGCUCCUGAGCGAGCCCGAUGUCCGGACUGCCUUUUGCCGAACCCUCCCAGCCGGGCUCUUGACUUCGGUGGCAAGUUGUCACCCAGCGUUUGCACGCGUCUACAUGAGCCUGCUCAUUGCCUGGGGGCGACGUCUGCAUUACGACCUCCAGCAAGGCCUUUGGGUUGGAACUGAGUCCCAAGAUAUGCCCUGGGAGGAUCUGUAUGAUAGAUUUCAAAGCCUCUGCCUGGCCCCCCCACCACUGAAGAACGAGGUCCUCACUUCUCUGGAGUCCUGUAAAGCCCAGGAUGGAGAUUUCCAAGUCCCUGGGCUUAGCAUCUGGACCGACCUGUUUUUGUCCCUGCGCCCUGUUGUACGACACGGCUGUGGAGAGUGAGAAGGGCGGGUUUAUGGCCCAAACUGCAGGUCUCCUUGGGCCUCGUUCUCUUAUCAAUAAUGUGAAUAGGUGGUGUACAAAAUGAAAAAUGCCAGUGUUGCUCA